This is a messenger RNA of Talaromyces proteolyticus, 1285 nucleotides long. RefSeq names its product Mss4-like protein. The record is from RefSeq and is a predicted model, not a curated record. Gene Ontology annotation, molecular function: carbon-sulfur lyase activity. Lineage: Eukaryota; Fungi; Ascomycota; Eurotiomycetes; Eurotiales; Trichocomaceae. The coding region runs from base 186 to 1283 and encodes 365 amino acids. The transcript has a single exon.
CAGAAUACGAGGAUUUCUUAACACGAUGCAUUUGAAUAUUGAUGUAAUGUGUUGGGCUGUGCUAGACAAAGUGCGGGGUCCGUAUAGCCCUUACGUAGGAUCACAUUGAUUGAUUAGAUCUAUGCCUUAUCUCUAUCUCGCACUGUCGAUGAAGCUGAGAUCCUGCUCGUAGCGUGAAUAAUAACAUGGCUCAAGACACCGUCAGUGCAUCCAUCGCCUGCCUAUGCGGGCAGGUCUCCCAGCAGAUAGUGCUCUCUGCAUCGCAUAUCAACCAGCUAUCCUUUUGCCACUGUGAUUCCUGCCGGUCAACAAGCGGAGUCCUCUGCACAUCCUACCUGGCCUUGCAUUCUCCUCCGUCCUUCUCUAGCCCACGUCUGAAACAAUACGCACAGUCCGCUCACGUCAGCAGAUGGUUCUGCGGGAUCUGCGGUGCCCAUGUCUUUGCGCACUGCAGAGAGGAAGGGCAGGAUAGAUACCUAGUCGCAACAGGUUUGUUGACGACAGCUGCGGCAUUUGAACCUGAGACGAGAUCCGUCUCACACUGGGGUGUCCGAGAUACUCAAGACGGCGGGCUGAGUCGUUUCUUGUCAGGCUCAGCAACGAAUAAAGUUGCAGCUGCAACAUGUCUCCUACAACAACACCCCCACAUCACCAAAGACGCCGAGUCUAAGUCCAAGCCUUCGGUAACAGCUUCUUUAACCGUAGAUGACGCGAACCUCCUGCAUGCUCGAUGCCAUUGUGGAGGGGUGGCCUUCUCGAUCACACGCCCAAACGACCAGUCUAGGGCGGCGUCAUCGCCAUGGUCCGACCUACUUGUCCCUUUUCAUUUAGCCUCGUCUGCAAAUUCAGACGACGUCAAGUGGUGGCUUUGCGCCGAAAACACAAAAUACUUAGCGGGGGCAUGCGCCUGCAAAUCAUGUAGACUCGCCAGUGGGUUCCCGAUCCAGACAUGGACAUUCGUCUCCAAAAUAAAUCUCAUCAACAAUGCGACUGCAGAAAUGGAUGGUGAGGGCUUCUCUUAUGAAACUGGCACAUUGCAGCGGUAUCAAAGCAGUCCUGAGAUUUAUAGAGAGUUUUGUAGAAUAUGUGGUGCAACUGUGUUUUGGCAUUGCGAUUGGAGACCUGGCGUGGUGGAUGUCAGUGUUGGGAUGCUUCGAGCACGGAGUGGUGCGAGGGCUGAAGACUGGUUGGAGUGGGUGACUGGGAGAGUGAGCUUUGCAGAGGAUGCUUUGGACAAGCCUUUGAUCGCUCUUUUAGAGAAAGGGUUGCGAGAGUCUGUUUGACG